Messenger RNA from Schizosaccharomyces osmophilus, 558 nucleotides. RefSeq names its product phosphatidic acid transfer protein Ups2 (gene ups2). The record is from RefSeq and is a predicted model, not a curated record. Bases 1 to 558 code for a protein of 185 amino acids. Gene Ontology annotation, biological process: phospholipid transport. Lineage: Eukaryota; Fungi; Ascomycota; Schizosaccharomycetes; Schizosaccharomycetales; Schizosaccharomycetaceae. The transcript has a single exon. Gene Ontology annotation, cellular component: mitochondrial intermembrane space. Gene Ontology annotation, molecular function: phosphatidic acid transfer activity.
AUGAAGAUUUUCGAAAAUUGCCAUUUGUUCCACUAUCCUUUUGAAAAAGUUUCUGCUGCCCAUUGGCAAAAAUAUCCAAACGAGUAUGCAACUCAUGUGGUCGCAGUAGAUACCCUGGAUCGAAAGGUGCUUCCUGAUUCCCAAACUUUGUACACUGAACGAUUGAUUACUUGCCGCCAAGGUGUUCCACGAUGGAUUCUCAAAUUAGUCGACGGUGCACAAGAAUGCUAUAUUCGAGAAGUUAGCUACAUGGAUUUGAAAUCGCGUACAUUAACGCUUUUAUCCUCGAAUAUGACUUUUUGUGAUCGUCUUCGUGUACAUGAAACCGUAACAUACUCUCCCCAUCACGAGUUAAAUGCUACUGUGUUUCGACAAGAGGCACGCAUCGAGGCACUUGCAUGCAUGAAGCGCUUGGCUAACAUCGUUGAGCAAUGGUCUGUAGACCGUAUAAGUCAGAAAGCUUCCAUUGGCAAAUUGGGAUUUGAAAAUGUAUUGAAACAGAUCAAUCUAUCCGUGUUCCAUCAGCUUCCUGUACCUUCGCCGGACGCAAAUUCUUAA